Messenger RNA from Symbiodinium natans, 2922 nucleotides. The record is from the annotation of a GenBank genome assembly. NCBI's taxonomy places the organism in Eukaryota, Dinophyceae, Suessiales, Symbiodiniaceae.
AUGGCUUCCAUUGGAUCGGUCGACUCCAGGGCCUCCAGUGACUUCGGGCUGGUGAUUCCAGAGGUCCUGUCUUGCAGCUCAUCAGAACAGUGGUAUUCAUACAGAUUGGCAGUGGAGUCUUCCGUGCUGCAGGGAGUCUUUCCCCAGGAGCCCUAUGACGAGUCUGUGGCGGUGUUCCACAGCUGGGCAAGCCUGGGCCGCGGCCCCGCAGCGGAGCUCCGAAGCUUUGGGGAACGACUGCAGGGCACAGAUGCCUCUUCGACGGAUACAGACUCGUGCCUGCUGGGUCUGGUCACAGCGCUGGAGGUGAUCGCCCGACGAAAUGUCGGCCCUGUGCGUCGGCAGAUGUUAGCCCUUGCAGAGGACCUGCUGUACUUCGGUUCUACAGAUGUCUUGAGCUCCUCCCCUUGGCCGGCAAGGCGGUCGGACAUUUUGCUGAAUCUCCUCCAUCCCGCGGAAGGCCUUGAGGGUGACUGGAAGACUUUCUCCUCGCAGGAAGUUGUGCCGGCGAUGCUGCCAUUUGUCUGGCCACUGCCCAUGAAGACGAAGCUCCCAGAGGUGGAGCCACAGCGCUUUCGCCUGUGGCUGACGGAUCAGCACAGCAUCAUGUCUGGAGAAGUGGCUUACUUGUUCACAAAGCACCUCCGGAACUUUCGGGUGCGCGUGGAUCGACAGAGUGUAAGUCUCUACUGCCGCUUCCACAAUGUCUGCUUUUCGGACGGACGCGUUGCGGCACUUCUUCGUCACCCAAGGAUCUAUCAGAUCCGACCUGGAGCUGGGUUCCUGGAUGGCCUUGAAGAGGUGGACAAAGUGGGUCGGGACAUCGGUCGCCUCGCGCGAGAGUUCCACCACCUGUUCCGCAGUUCCCUCCGAACGGUGGAUGUCUUCAUGUGUUCUGUUCCGAUCUACUGGUGCAAGCUGUACAAGCAUUUCCGGAAACCAAUCCUGGGCGUGAUGGACCAGCCCAUCUUCCUCUUUGUGCAGCCGCAUCUCAGGAUGCAAUGGCUUCAGGACUUUCGUCAACUGGCACAGGACCCAAAGAACUUAUUCCUGUGUGACACGGUGUUUCUUCAGCUGCAAGUGCUGUGGCAGACUGGGUUGAAGUUGCCAGUGGUGAGAUAUUUGGCGAUUCAAACAGCACGGUGGAAAUGGAAGGCCUCUGAGGAGACUCUGCAGCGGAUUCUCGUGGUGCAACAGCAGCUGCACCGGCCUUUCUUCUUGCCGCUGCUGAAGGAGUUCAAUGCACUGAACCUAGGGCUCCAGGAGCUCCAGAAGCUGCAAGUGGUGGGUCUCGAGGAAGUUCCAGCCUGGAAAAGUGGCCGGAAAGACCGGUACAAGCGGCUGGCUGAGCAUCGGGCCGCCGUUGUUUUCCCAUACGACGUGCACUUCAUCAAGCUUCUAGAGCUCUACAGCAUGGGCGUCCCCUUGUACUUGCCAGCGGACUUCUUUAUGUGGGCCUUCAGCUGGACUGUAGCAGACCCGGCGGUCAUGGAACCUUCCAUGGCCCUGUCGAACAACGCCUCAGAAGCGCUGGCCUCAUGGCCACAUCCACCACCCUUCUGCGCUACGAAAGGCUUGAGACAUGUGGACCCACUGCGCUGCCAGUACUGGGCUCCAUACUCGGACAUUGCUCGUUUGCCGCACAUGGCUUACUUUACCAGCUUUCCAGAUCUUCUGCUUCAGCUGCACACUGCAAGCAACGAGGAUUUGCGGCUGCGAAGCGAGGCCAUGCGAAAGUUUCAAGCGGAAACCACUGCGGAAGCUCUCGACUUCUGGCAGCAUGCCGUAACACGAUUGCUGAGCAGCAGGUUCCACCCGCUUCGCCGGCCUCUCCUUGCCGUUUCUCGGGGUCGCCAGGCAAAUCCAGAGACUAAGGGCUCGCAGCGAGCGCAGAACCAGCGAGGUAUGCUGAUCGUGAUGAUGCUCCAAACUUCUCUGGGUCCCGCCUCAGGCGCUACCGUACCUCCAAGAGGCUAUGGGAAGGAGCUGUGCAGCGCCAGCCCCAAACGCAUGCAGUGGUUCCGUGAUGAGGAGGUUGAUUUCAUUGCUCAGCUUGGCGACUUCAUCGAUGGCUGCAACAGGGCCACAGCAGGCCAGGGCCACAAGGCGCUGCAGGACUUGUUGAUUCCUUUGGAGGGCGGGCCGCCCACUCUCCAUCUUGUGGGCAACCACGAGCUGUACAAUUUUCCACGCAAGGAAAUGGAAGAGGGUAUUUCUUUCCCAGAGCUCUCGGAAACCUACAGGAUUUCUGCACCUCCAGUUCUAGAGCCAGAGGCGCCUUCAAGCACAAGCUCCUACUACAGCUUCUGCCCCAGCCAUGAUUGGAGAGUCUGCGUGUUGGAUCCCUACGAAAUCAGUAUAAUGAGCGGUGGUGGGGCUCGACCUGGAGUUGAUGAUGCGGAGCUGAACUCGUACGCUGUGGAGCUGUGUCAAGCACAUAAUCCCAACGACAUUACGAAAGAGGAUUUUGCACGUGGCAUCAAGGAAGGGCCUGCCCUCCGCUGGGUUCCGCUGAACGGCGCGGUGAGCGAGACGCAGUUGAAGUGGCUGGAGGAGACAUUGAAAGAGGCCUCCCAGCAAAACCAGCGAACAAUCUUGCUGAGUCACGUGGUUCUCCUGCCGGAGGCAACGCCGCGAAGCAAUGGGCUUACGCUACUUUGGAACUACGAGCAGGUGCUAGACAUCCUACGAAGUGCUGCAGAGCCUCCUGUGGCUGUGAUGUGCGGCCAUGCUCACCAGUCUGUUUCCGCCACUGACAAGGUUUGUGGCACACGUCACAUCACACUGCCGUCUCCACUGGAGGUCGAUGUGGGGUCGGAUGCCUGUGCCGUCGUCCUGGCACAUCACAAUGGCGAGAUCGAGAUUAAAGGUCGUGGAGACAUUGCCAGCUGCAGGCUCAGCAGAUCAGCAAUGACCGCUUGA